UGCAGUAACGUUGUCUCUCUCACUUUUUGUCCAAAAGCGAUGUUAGCUCAAAGUGAUGAAAGUGAGAAGGAAAAUAGGUUAGGAUUAGGCUAAUGCAAAUGCAAAGAGUAGCGUUCUCCCUUCGUGUUCCCUGUUCUCACUCUGUUCUCAGCAUGAGAGCCAUCCCUGUCUCCAAGUUGAAAUGCAAAGCACUGCAACCAUUUUCACGUCCUUGCUCUCACAUGCCCAACGUGGCAGAAUCACCACCCUCCACUCUGGUCCAACAGUUCACCAAAUUCUGCUACCAGAGAGACCUCCCGAGAGCCAUGAUAGCCAUGGAAGCCAUGCAAAGGCGCGGACUUUGGGCCGACUCCGUCGUCUACUCCGAGCUCGUCAAGUGCUGCUUGGCUCGGCGAGCUGUUCAGCAGGGUAAGCUCGUCCACAAACACGUUUUCUCAAAUGGGUACCAGCCCAAGACCUUCUUAAUCAACGUUUUCAUCAACAUGUACGUUAAAUUUGCUCUCUUGGAGGAAGCGCAGGAACUGUUCGACGAAAUGCCUGAGCGAAACGUUGUUUCCUGGACGACUAUGAUAUCGGCAUACUCGAAUGUCAAAUUCAACCGCAAGGCCUUGGAGUUUUUGGUUUUGAUGCUUAGAGAAGGUGUUUCGCCUAACCGUUUCACGUAUUCUUCGGUUUUGAGAGCUUGCAAUGGGUUGUCAAAUCUCAAGCAGCUUCAUUGUUGUAUUUUUAAAGCUGGGUUGGAAUCUGACGUCUUUGUUCGGAGUGCUCUCAUUGACGUUUACUCGAAAUUGGGUGAGUUGCAUAAUGCGCGGGGCGUUUUCAAUGAAAUGGUGUCCGGAGAUUUGGUCGUUUGGAACUCUAUCAUUGGAGCGUUUGCUCAGAACAGCGAUGGUGAUGAGGCUCUGAACCUUUUCAAGAGGAUGAAAAGGGCUGGUUUUUCAGCUGAAGAGGCCACGCUAACGAGCGUUUUGAGAGCUUGCACGGUGUUGGUGCUUUUAGAAUUGGGAAGGCAGGUUCAUGUUCAUGCUGUGAAGUAUGGUCAAGAUCUAAUUCUGAACAAUGCACUUCUAGAUAUGUAUUGCAAGUGUGGGAGUUUGGAAGAUGCAAACACUGUUUUUACCAGGAUGGAGAAGAAGGAUGUAAUCUCUUGGAGCACCAUGAUUGCAGGGCUAGCGCAAAAUGGUUUCAGCCAAGAGGCCCUGAGAUUGUUCGAGCAGAUGAAAGUUUCCGGGGUGAAACCAAAUUACAUCACACUUCUUGGGGUUCUGUUUGCUUGUAGUCAUGCUGGGCUUUUAGAAGAUGGGUGGUACUACUUCCAGAAUAUGAAGCAGCUUUUUGGAAUUGAUCCUGGAAGAGAGCACUAUGGUUGCGUAAUUGAUCUUCUUGGAAGGGCAGGGAAACUUGAUGAGGCAGCAAGGCUAAUACAAGAAAUGGAAGGUGAACCAGAUGCAGUGACAUGGAGGACGUUGCUUGGCGCCUGCAGGGUUCACCGGAAUGUAGAUCUAGCAGCAUAUGCUGCCAAGCAAAUUCUUAAAACGGACCCUGAUGAUGCCGGAACCUACAUUUUACUAUCGAACAUAUAUGCCAAUUCUCAGAGAUGGGAAGAUGUGACUGAAGUAAGAAAGAGCAUGAAAGCUAGAGGGGUUACUAAAGAACCCGGGUGCAGUUGGAUUGAAGUGAACAAACAGAUUCAUGCUUUUAUCUUGGGAGAUGACUCACAUCCACAAAUAGACGAGAUCAAUAGGCAGCUGAGCUUGUUGAUUGAUAGACUAAUGGCAGUGGGUUACAUUCCUGACACGAAUUUUGUUUUGCAAGAUCUUGAGGGAGAACAGAGGGAAGUUUCACUUCUAUCCCACAGCGAGAAAUUGGCGAUUGUCUUUGGUUUAAUGAGCUUGUCAAAGGGGAAACUUAGGAUCAGGAAAAACCUAAGGAUUUGCGGAGACUGUCAUGUAUUUGCAAAACUUGUAGCGAAGAUUGAGGAGAGAAGUAUUGUGAUAAGAGAUCCCAUCCGGUACCAUCACUUUCAAGACGGAGUGUGCUCGUGUGGGGAUUAUUGGUAGAAGAAGAUGAAGUUUCAUAACUUCGAGAAAUGAUGAACUUCAGUCUUCUCAUUCAUCAUCAAUGCAAGCCCUGAAGCUCUACCUGCAGGUGAAUUGCAAAGUGCUUCUCUCUUUUUAUCAUAUUCGUUUUGUUCAGUUGGGUGGGAAUUCAAACGGUUCAGUUGGGCGCCACGUCAUCAGUUAACAGAAAUUCUAACGGAAAACUUAACGGAUGUAUGAAACUGUCCCAAAAGUAAGACUUGAUGUAUGACUCUGGGAUGAAAAAAAACUUCAUGUACCAAAUGUUGAAAAUCACGAAACUUCAGGAUAGUAAACUGAGAUUAACCCAAAACAUAACAUAUCUAAUGAUGAGAUGGAGAAGUUCCUCGUUCAGAAGGAUUGGAUUCGUCUUUGGUUUAUUGAUCUUGAAGGGAUGGUAAAUGGUGUAGGGAGGUGCGCACUGCGCAUGCCAUUGGGGUUGAUCAUGUGUAAAUCGACGGCACAUUCGACCAAUGCACACGGUGGUUUGUGUGUCCCUUAGUCCUCCAGCGUCGCCAAUGUUCGUACUAAAGAGAUAUAUGAAGAACUUCUCAAAUGCAAUGACUUCUACAUAUUUUGAUCCAAAUAUAAGUUGAUUAAUGUAACAUUGGUUUGGCGUGUCAUAUUUAGGCCCAUAAUAUAUAGAUUUGAAGAGAACAAAAAUUACAAGACUCGUUGAAAGCAAUGAGCCCGGUCAGAAUUUGGCAGCUUAACAUUGUUUAAUUAAUCAA
Malus domestica (apple) is the source of this 2809-nucleotide messenger RNA. The record is from RefSeq and is a predicted model, not a curated record. Lineage: Eukaryota; Viridiplantae; Streptophyta; Magnoliopsida; Rosales; Rosaceae.